This is a messenger RNA of Tauraco erythrolophus (red-crested turaco), 972 nucleotides long. NCBI's taxonomy places the organism in Eukaryota, Metazoa, Chordata, Aves, Musophagiformes, Musophagidae. The record is from RefSeq and is a predicted model, not a curated record.
CCGUUGCAGAAACGACAGAGAACAGUGGAGGACUUCAACCAGUUCUGCACCUUCGUUUUGGCCUACGCAGGCUACAUCCCCUACCCUGAAGAGAAUGAGCCCUGGACCCACGGAGGCAGCAUGAGUCCCCAGAACAGCACGGGGAGCACUCAGGACAGCGAUAGCUGGGCCUCGUCCCACUCCUCCGACUGCCAUGUCCUGACAGACAACGGGAGGAGCAGAAAUGCCAUGGCCAGGAGGGCUGCGGACAACAGCCUGCUCACAAGCUGCCCUGCCUUCAACACCAGCUUCUAUGAUGUCCGGCCCCAGCAAACCAAAAGGAAGAAACCACCAGCAAAGAAACUCAUUUUGGAGCAGCAGGUGGAGAACAAGGUGCCACUGAGUGCUGGGAAAGGCUUUGGGGCAGAGCAGGACAGAGUGAAAGAGCUGGUGGUGCUGGAGGGACAGAUGCCUCCCGUGAAAGAGCAGCUCUUGGAGCCUUCCCUCAACCCAGCUGGGGACUCCAAGCCCAACUGCCUCCUGGAGGAGCUGAUGAAGGAGGAAAAGGACUGGACUCAUGGAGCGCAGGGGACCGAGAAGCCAGUAGAUGAUCCUCAGCUAAAGGAGCACGAACCCUGCUCUGGAGGAAGGAAAAGCCCCAGCUCUUGUAGUACCUUGGACCAAAGCGAAGGGGAAGAUGCGAGCAGAGGGAGCUCCCAGCUUAGUGCAGUCGAAUUCGCAGCAGCGCCCAACACCAAAGCAGAAGACGAUGAUGCCUGGGAUCUGAUCACCUGCUUCUGCCUGAAGCCCUUCGCAGGGAGGCCCAUGAUCGAAUGUAAUGAAUGCGCCACCUGGAUCCACCUCUCUUGUGCCAAGAUCCGCAAAUCCAACGUGCCUGAGGUUUUCAUCUGCCAGCGAUGCCGCGAUGCCAAGCAGGAGAUUCGCCGCUCGAACCGAGCUCGGACGGUGCCCCGCAAGCGCUUCUGUGACUGA